CACUGCUGAAUCAAAACAAUGGCCGACUGGGAAGCUAGCAUUUCACCUCCUGUGAUCUUUUUAAAUGUUUAACACUUAACUUUCGCUGAGUCACAUUAAUUGACUCUUUCUGGGAUGGAUAGAUGAUUUAAUACGUGUAUUUUGAAAGAGGAAAAAACAGCUGCCAACUCCCGCUUUUCGCUGCCAAGAUGAGCGAUGUUGUGGAGAAGACCCUGACAGCUCUGCCGAGCCUCCUGUCUUUAGACUCUCAGCCUGGCUCAACCAAACUGUCCUCCACCUCCAAACUGGGAAACCUCAUCAGAGGGAUCACAGAGCUGACGUCCAAACAUGAGGAGGAAAAACUUAUUCAACGUGAACUAGCAUCUAUCAAAGAACAGGUGUCCUCCCCCAACACCUCCAUGAGGCAGAUGAAGGAGCUCAUGGUGAGAGCAAUCUACUGUGAAAUGCUUGGUUAUGAGGCUUCGUUCAGCUAUAUUCAUGCCAUCAAACUGGCUCAACAAGGCGCUGCUCUGGAGAAAAGAGUUGGUUAUCUCGCUGUGUCUUUGUUUCUGAAUGAAAGUCAUGAGCUGCUGCUUCUCCUUGUGAACACUGUAUUAAAGGAUCUUCAGAGCACAAACCUUAUUGAAGUGUGCAUGGCUCUAACUGUCGUCAGCCAGAUGUUUCCCAAAGAUAUGAUUCCUGCAAUCCUUCCUCUGGUUGAGGAGAAACUGAAUCACCCAAAAGAAAUCAUUAGACGGAAAGCGGUCCUGGCGCUGUAUAAAUUCUACCUAAUAGCACCGAAUCAAGUUCAACACAUCCACAACAAGUUUCGCAAAGCUCUGUGUGACAAAGACCCGGGUGUCAUGACAGCUUCUCUACACAUCUACUUACAGCUGAUCCAGGAGAACGCAGAAAGUUAUAAGGACCUGACGGCAAGUUUUGUCACCAUACUGAAGCAGGUGGUGGGAGGAAAACUGCCCAUGGAUUUUAACUAUCAUAGUGUCCCUGCUCCAUGGCUGCAGAUUCAGCUUCUCAGAAUAUUGUCCUUACUUGGGAAAAAUGACCAGAGCACCAGUGAGAUCAUGUAUGAAGUCCUUGACGAGUCUUUACGAAGAGCAGAGAUGAAUCAUAACAUCACCUAUGCAAUAUUAUACGAGUGUGUAAAAUGUAUUUACACAAUUCAUCCCAAAUCUGACCUUCUGGAAAAAGCUGUAAAGUGCAUGGGCAACUUUGUUCUGUCGCCGAAGAUCAAUCUCAAAUAUCUCGGCUUGAAGGCCCUCACCUAUGUGGUCCAGCAGGAUCCUAAACUGGCCCUGCAGCAUCAGAUGACCAUCAUAGAGUGUCUUGAUCACCCCGACCUCAUCAUCAAGCGUGAAACACUGGAAUUACUUUUUCGGAUUACCAAUGGCCAGAAUGUCACAGUUAUCGUUGAGAAGAUGCUGGAGUUUCUGCGCAUUAAUAAAGACGACUACACUACCAUCGACCUGGUGGGGAAGGUGGCAGAACUGGCAGAAAAAUAUGCACCAGACAAUGAAUGGUUCAUUGAGACCAUGAACACAGUGUUUUCAGUGGGUGGAGACAUGAUGCAGCCUGACAUCCCGAAUAGUUUCCUUAAACUGCUGUCUGAGGGGUUUGACAGUGUGGAGGAGGACAGGAAGUUGAGACUGUUUGCUGUUGAUUCAUAUGUUUCUCUGCUGCAAGGAGAGCCUGGCAAACUGCCACAGCGCUUCCUCCAAGUCAUCAGCUGGGUCCUCGGUGAAUACUCCUAUUUGAGGGAGGAGCUUGAAGCGGCUACAGUCCUGAGGCUGCUGGCCAAACUGUUGGACAUGAAGAACACCACCAGUGAAACCAAGAGCUGGGUCCUCAUGGCAAUGACCAAGCUCUGCGAGGGCGGGGCAGGUAUUUCUGUGGCCCAGGAUGUGUCUGAAACAUACAGCAGCUCCUUGGACACAGUGCUGAGACAGAGGGCUCAGGAGCUGCAGCACCUCAGCCAGCACCCUGAACUACGAGCUAGGGUGCUACCUCGAAACGCUGGCCUGGAACCCCUGGAGGUGGAUUCUUCUCUGUCAUUUCUGGAUGGAUUUGUAUCGGAGGCGUUGGCUGCUGGCGCUGCUCCAUACAAGCCUCCCCACCAACGGCAGGAGGAACUAGCCCAGGCAAAAGCAUUGAGCCUGGAGCCAUACGGCCUGUCCCUGCCCAUCAGCAUGUCUUCCUGCAGCAUCGCAGACAGACAGUCUCCUACACUGUUGUCCAUAAGCUCUGGUCUGUCAGGCGACAGCACUGACCUCUCACACAAAGGAGGUUCUACGACUUUGAAGCUGGAUGGUGUGAAGAGGGUGUGGGGGAGGGAGGGCUACCUGUCGCAGAGAGAACCUGUGGAGGAGUCUGCCCAUGUUGAGGUUCCCAGUCCUGUCCGGUCACCCAGCCAGCAGGGAGAGGCUGAGCUGGAACAGGAGAAACAGCAGCUGGCCUCUUCGCUGUUUGUCGGCCUGGGCUCCCAAAGCUCUGUGUGCCUGAUGGGAAAAUCUGACCCGACGCCGCAGCGAUUCAGAAGAAAAGCCAAAAGUCCGAGCUCGUCCUCCAGUACCAGCGAGCAUCUAUCAAACUCCGUCACUACCCCGAGCGCAGUGGAUAACUUGCUGUGUAACAGCCUCCUGGACUCCAACAUCACCUCAGAGCCAACCAUUUCCUCGCCCAAAGAGACAUCCCAACUCCCUCAGGGCCUCGCUGUUGCAAAUGGCACAUGUGAUGCUGAGUUAGCUGACAGUGACACAAAGAAAAGCAGCCCCUCUCCCAUUAGGGAUAACGGUGUUGAUCCGGCUCCAUCAGAAGACAUACCUGAAGACUUGUGUCUCAGUUCUCAUCUUCCUGCUGAACUCUCGGGACUGUCGCACUCAGAAAUCACUCCUGUGUGCUCCAACCAAAGCCUGGCUGUCUCAGCUUGUCAUGUGCAGAAAGACGAUUCUUUAGAGCUAGUUGUUUUUAUUCACAACUCCUCUGACUCUGACAUUCAGCAGAUACUUCUAGAGCUUGACUCAGAUGAAGUCGAGGUACCCUGUGAGUGUGACACUAUAGUGCAGGAGGUGAGAAGCCACAGUGUAGCAGUGUGUCAGUAUUCCCUGACUGUGAAGAGGCCUUCAGUCCACGUUGAAGUGGUCGGGGCGGUAUCUUACCAGUUUCCUGUUGGGACACCUCAGUCAUUGCAGUUCAUGUACAAACUGCCUCUAACCAGCUUCAUCAGACCUUUGACCGUGUCCACAGAGGAGUACGGGACGAUGUGGCUGGACUUCUCUCAUGAUACAAAGCAGAAACUGACGGUGAUAAGUGACAGCGAAGAGCCUCUCACAGGCACUCUGAAUGUGCUGAAGAAGAAACUUCAUCUUCAUGUUGUGGAAAUCAUAGGUAUGGAAGGUAUUGUAGCCUGCCGCCUCCUCCAGGAUCAGCCGUGUCUGAUGCACUGUCGCCUGCAUGCAGGAACACUGGCCGUGUGGCUGCGCUCUCCGGUCCCGGACCUGCCCGACUGCCUGAUGUAUCAUUGUCAGAGAGCUUUACAGGAGCACUGAGCCUCCGAUUGCAACUCCUCCACUGACGCCACUGAGCAACAUGACCACCUGACCCUCUACCACUGUAGAGGACGAAGGUACACAGAGCAGUAGUGCAACACAUCAUCCUCAUCUUCGUAUUACAAUGUUUACCUUUUGUUUAUCUCUUCCACGAAAGCUACAUUGUAGGAUUUUUGUAUGUCCACUAAUCAGUUAAACUGAUGGAAUAAUCCACGUCUGUUUGAAAGUCAUGGCUGGUAAAAACCUCAGGGCCAAAAGAUUGUGUUUGAUGUUUUCAAUAUCAAUAAUGUCUUAAAAUGAUGACUUGAAAACUUAAGUGGUUAAAACAUUGUUCAUGAGUGAAAUGAAUGCUAAGUAUGAUAUUCUUGGUAUGAAAGGAAAAUCAUAAAUUUCUGGUAUUUUUUUGCGCCCCAGGGGUCCCAUUUAUAAACAUUGUGUAUGCACAAAACGAGGCUUGAAAGAAGGGUACGCCACUUCCUACGCAAAAGUUGUGAUAUAUAAAAACAAACUUGGUGGGAGAAACUGACCCGUGCUUCCGAACAUUUUGAAGAUGGGAAAUUGACGACACAGAUGGUGAGGUGGAAGCCUGAUGGUAGAAAUUGUUGAAUAUUUUUUGGUGCAUUUUGUCCGUACAUACAUUUGUAGUAUGGAUCCUACGCAUUGUUCUAUAAAUGAGAUCCCAGGUCUGCAUGCUGAGUGUCAGCAGAGAUCAUGUCCUGCUUUCUAAUUUGCGAUAUUUUUUAAAAAUGAGCUACAUUUUUUAAGUUAGAACGAUCAUAACAGCGAAGCCCAUUUAGAUUUUAAUCAGACAUAAAAGUAGUUUUGUUUAUUUUCAGCAAUACUCACUGAAGCAAUACUGACUGAAAUGAAAAGAUUAACACUAAUUCUUGCAUCUGAUUGGUUGAUGUUGUUUAUUAGGUGUUAUGGGAGAAGCACAGGGAAGAUAAUGAUUUUUUUAGUAAUAUGAAAUUCAUUGUUCAUUAUUUGUGGUAAGGAAACAAACCAAACAGAGCAUUAAAGGAGAAUUUAAAAUAAUCUAAAACAAAUAUUCCUGCUCGUCUUCACCGAAGUUUCAACACAUGAAAAAAUGUUUACAUCGCUGCUUGUGUUUAGGAUUACAUCAGGAUGACACUAACCUCUGACUGCAGCAGUUACACGUAUUUCUUACUAUACGAUGAGAGUCUUUUGUCUUAAAUUUAGCGCUCUGCGAUGUCUUGUCAGCAUUUCAGAUUUCGCUCAUGUUUUGCAGACGCUGCCUUCUGUGUGAUGUGAUUAUCUAUGCACUCAUGUUUCUGUCAGUUUUGGGUGAGAGGUGGAUUUUAGUGGUCUUUGAUUAUUAUAUUUUUGUAUCAAUGCAGUAUUAAAAACAUAUUUAUUGGAUUUAUAUUCUUACAGAAAGUAUUUUAUAUUGAUUUGUCUGAAAGGAAAAAAAAAUCAUCGUGCUCUGUGAACUGUCUGAUCGUGCUGCACCAGAUUUGACUCAUCUCGGCCUGUUUUAUUUAAUUCAACUUGAAGGGGAAGUUUAUGUUUGUUUUUUUGUUGCCUGAUUUGAAGCACAGCGAGAAACUAACAAUGUGUCUAAAACUUCAACUCUAACCCAACGCCUUAUGUUCUAAUGCCAAGGUGGCGUGUUUGAUUUGUGCCUGUGGUACAGAGAGAGUCAUUGUUUCUUAGAGUGCCUGUCACUAUGUUCUGCUAACUUAUGAAUAAAUUCAAACACAUGUAAAUUAA
Molecule: messenger RNA, 5273 nt
Organism: Epinephelus fuscoguttatus (brown-marbled grouper)
Lineage: Eukaryota; Metazoa; Chordata; Actinopteri; Perciformes; Serranidae
Gene: ap4e1
Product: adaptor related protein complex 4 subunit epsilon 1
Exons: 21
Coding region: 189-3542 (1117 amino acids)
Biological process (GO): intracellular protein transport; receptor-mediated endocytosis
Cellular component (GO): AP-4 adaptor complex; membrane coat
Molecular function (GO): cargo adaptor activity
Source: RefSeq, a predicted model, not a curated record